UACAGAACACAAUGAAUAACAUAAUUCAACAAAUUAUGGUACAUGCUAAUAAUACCAACAGGUCUACAGAUGAACUACUUCAAUUACUGAACACUAGUCUUAUUAAAGAUAUCAGUAUACCAACUGCUGCUGCUGUUAAUGAUGUACUACUAAUAGUCAAUGAAUUACUAGAGAUACAGAAUGGAUCCUCUACUCAAACUAUUUCAUGCAAAGUUAUUAAAGCAGCUCAUCCCAACAGUCCUUCUGGUUACUAUCAUGUUAAUGGUCACAAUACAUACUGCAAUAUGGGAGAGCUGUGUGGACAAGAUGGAGGAUGGACAAGAAUAGCUUAUCUUGAUAUGACUAUGAACUGUCCUUCUGGACUUGAGGAAUUGAUGACUGGAGGCAUUAGAGUUUGUAGGAGAGAGGGUAAUUCUGCUGGUUGUAGGUCUAACAUAUUCCAAACAAAUGGUAUCAGUUAUAGUCAAAUAUGUGGUAAAGUGGUUGGAUAUCAAAAGGGAAGAACUGAUGGAGUCAACACUAACAAUAUUAAUAAACCUUAUAUUGAUGGAGUCAGUAUCACACGUGGGUCACCUCGUAAACAUGUCUGGUCUUAUAUAGCUGGAAUAAGGUCUGAUGUCAAUACAGGUCCUACCUGUCCUUGUAAUACUGGAGCAACUAAUACAGUUCCAUCAUUUGUAGGAAAGAACUACUAUUGUGAGUCAGGUAGAAAUGGUAGUCAUCCUAGUACUAACUCCAUUUACACUGCUGAUCCAUUGUGGGAUGGGAAUAACUGUCCUUCAAAAGAAGCUCCUUGUUGUACUGGUACUGGUCUUCCAUGGUUCUUCAGAGAUUAUGGUAAUGCUACAAUUACUGAUUACAUUGAACUGAGGGUGUGUGGGAAUGCAGGAUAUGCAGAUGAAGAUACCCCAGUUCAAUUGUAUGAGAUUUAUGUCAAGUAAAGGAACAAUUAAUAAUUAUAAGUAGUGCAUUGUCUUUGUUAGUAGAACAUUAAUUGUCAUUAGUACUGUAC
This is a messenger RNA of Amphimedon queenslandica, 1012 nucleotides long. RefSeq lists its product as uncharacterized. Lineage: Eukaryota; Metazoa; Porifera; Demospongiae; Haplosclerida; Niphatidae. The coding region runs from base 12 to 941 and encodes 309 amino acids. The transcript is spliced from 2 exons. The record is from RefSeq and is a predicted model, not a curated record.